Messenger RNA from Durusdinium trenchii, 968 nucleotides. NCBI's taxonomy places the organism in Eukaryota, Dinophyceae, Suessiales, Symbiodiniaceae. The record is from the annotation of a GenBank genome assembly.
GCUCAAAGAGCCCUGCGGACCGCGCUACGCGUUCGGGCGUAUUCGCGCUGCCGCGCGACCGGUGAUGGCGAAGCCUACAACUGAGACCUUGACGAUUUCAGAUGGAAGUACCAUGGAGAUCACUCGCUUGCCCGACAUCGAUGAUGCCACAUGGACGGAGGUGAAGCAGUACGUGCAAAGCAGCCCUGAGACGGCCAAAUCUUUGCAGACCUUUGCCACGAACCCGGAGGCGAUGAGGGGCUGGCUGCAGACCCAAGCGAUUGCAGAGCAUUACAAUUCGAAGCUCGCAACGGGUGAUGCUCCUGUGCAGGACAAGGUGAAAUCCUUGGAACACGACCCCGAGCUUCAGGAGAUGUUCGAGGACAUCAAAAAGAACGGCAUGGAAGCUGCUAUGAAGUACUACCAGGAUGAAGAACUGAUGCAAAAGAUCUCUCAAAAGAUGGGAGGCCUUCCCGCCGAUCUCCAACCCGUGCUGCGGCAGAUCGAGGAAACACCUCUCACGCUCCACGAGGCUGCGAAGAAUGGCAACCUCGCCGCCGUCCAGGACUUCCUUCAGAAAAAGAAACCCUUGGACUCACAGGAUCACAAGGGCAUUACUGCUCUGGGCUACGCCAUUGGCACCAACCGCAUCGCUGUGGUGAAGCUGCUGUUGGACAGCCGGGCCAACCCCUACGCCGUUGACAGCAACGGCAACAGUGGCUUGCACUAUGCUGCGGGCUACGGCCGCAAGGAGCUCCUGGAGUAUUUGUUGAAGGCGGGCCUCAAUGUGAAUCACGUCAACGCACAAGGACAGACACCCCUGACUGUGGCGCAGAUGAACAAACAGGAGGCUGCCAUCACCUUCCUCCGGGCCAACGGUGCGCAGUGAAGGGUGGCCACGAUGGAUCGCGGCGAGCGAUCGAGCGAGGCGAGUGAGGCGCCCGACUGGUCGGGGGCCGGACUGGAGGUCGUUGGACUGUUGGACUGCG